AUGUUUACGCCUAGUGAGGUGUCAUAUCAAUUUAUCUCUGGUUUGGUAAAAGAUUUGCACUCGGGGGAUAGGUUAGAGGUUCUUUGUGUGUAUGCCUGUAAUAGUAAUAUUGAGAGACGUGUGUUAUGGCGGCGUAUGAUUGAGAUUUUUGUUGAAUGGAGAGGGUCGAGUAUGGUCAUGGGUGAUUUUAAUACCAUUACACUUCAUUCUAAAGCUUUUGGUGGAGCUCCAAAUCCUGGGGAUAUGGAGGAGUUUGACAUGGCUAUUCGCGAGGUUGACCUUGUUGAAUUGUCGGUUCAAGAAAACUGGUUUACUUGGACUAGUAAGGUCCAUGGGUCUGGUUUGAUAAGGAGGCUAGACCGUAUCCUGGUGAAUGAUGAGGGCCUUAAUGCUUGGCCUAACAUGAGGGUUAAUGUGCUCCCUUGGGGUAAUUCUGAUCACUCUCUCAUCCAUGUUUAUCCCAGCUAUCAGCAGAGACAGCGGGUGGUCUCUUUCCGUUUCUUUAACCAUUGGGUUGAGGAAGCUUCCUUUUUGGAUAUUGUCUCCUCAGUUUGGGCCAAAGAUACUAGUUUGGGCCAAAAUAACUAG
Molecule: messenger RNA, 588 nt
Organism: Cucumis sativus (cucumber)
Lineage: Eukaryota; Viridiplantae; Streptophyta; Magnoliopsida; Cucurbitales; Cucurbitaceae
Exons: 1
Coding region: 1-588 (195 amino acids)
Source: RefSeq, a predicted model, not a curated record